Molecule: messenger RNA, 1931 nt
Organism: Cervus elaphus (red deer)
Lineage: Eukaryota; Metazoa; Chordata; Mammalia; Artiodactyla; Cervidae
Gene: MYOD1
Product: myogenic differentiation 1
Exons: 3
Coding region: 250-1209 (319 amino acids)
Biological process (GO): muscle organ development; positive regulation of myoblast differentiation; regulation of transcription by RNA polymerase II
Molecular function (GO): DNA-binding transcription factor activity, RNA polymerase II-specific; RNA polymerase II cis-regulatory region sequence-specific DNA binding; protein dimerization activity
Source: RefSeq, a predicted model, not a curated record
AUAGCCCUGGGAGCCUGGUGCGAAGGUAGGGGUGGGGAGGCCCCAGGGCGCUGCCGCGGCUCUCCUCGCCGUCCGUCCCUCAGGCGGGACAGGACCGGGGAGGGUGGGGAACAGCUGGUUAUACAUUCAGACCCUCAGUGCUUUGCUAUCUCACUGCCGGGGCUCCAGAACCGCAGCAAGUUUCUGGUAACCCUUGCCGCUGCCGCUGAGGCUGGGCAAAGCCAGGACCGCGCCGCCCCGCGCUGGGAUAUGGAGCUGCUGUCGCCGCCGCUCCGCGACGUAGACUUGACGGGCCCCGACGGCUCUCUCUGCAACUUUGCAACAGCGGACGACUUCUAUGAUGACCCGUGUUUUGACUCCCCGGACCUGCGCUUCUUCGAGGACCUGGAUCCGCGCCUCGUGCACGUGGGCGCGCUCCUGAAGCCUGAAGAACACUCGCACUUCCCAGCAGCCGCGCACCCGGCCCCGGGCGCGCGCGAGGACGAGCAUGUGCGCGCGCCCAGCGGGCAUCAUCAGGCGGGCCGCUGUCUACUGUGGGCCUGCAAGGCGUGCAAACGCAAGACGACUAACGCCGACCGCCGCAAGGCUGCUACCAUGCGCGAGCGGCGCCGCCUGAGCAAAGUCAACGAGGCCUUCGAGACGCUCAAACGCUGCACGUCUAGCAACCCAAACCAGCGGCUGCCCAAGGUGGAGAUCCUGCGCAACGCCAUCCGUUAUAUCGAAGGCCUGCAGGCGCUGCUUCGCGACCAGGACGCCGCGCCCCCUGGCGCUGCCGCUGCCUUUUACGCGCCUGGCCCAUUACCUCCCGGCCGCGGCGGCGAGCACUACAGCGGCGACUCGGACGCGUCCAGUCCGCGCUCCAACUGUUCCGACGGCAUGAUGGACUACAGCGGCCCCCCGAGUGGUGCCGGGCGGCGGAACUGCUACGACCGCACAUACUACAGCGAGGCGCCCAACGAACCCCGGCCCGGGAAGAGCGCUGCGGUGUCGAGCCUCGACUGCCUGUCCAGCAUCGUGGAGCGCAUCUCCACCGAGAGCCCCGCCGCGCCCGCGCUUCUGCUGGCCGACGCGCCGCCGGAGUCGUCUCCCGGCCCGCAGGAGGCGGCCGCCGGGAGCGAGGUGGAGCGCGGCACCCCGGCCCCUUCCCCCGACACCGCCCCUCAGGGCCUCGCGGGCGCGAACCCCAACCCGAUUUACCAGGUGCUCUGAGUGGUUGGGCGGCCGCAUCGAGGGGGCGCCGCUGCCCAUGGGCCCGAGGGAUGGUGCCCCUAGGGUCCCUCGCCCCCAAAAGAUUGCGCUUAAGUGCCAACCCCCCUCCUCCCAACAGCGCUUUAAAAGCGACCCUCCCGAGGCAGGAGAGGCAGGGGAACUGUUGUGUUUCCGCCUCCCGCACGCCAGGGCAAGGACAAGGUCCUUCCCCAUCCCCCCCCCCCCACCCCACUACCCCCACUCAGCGCUGUUCCCUGAGACCCGCUGUGGUGGCCGUUUGAUGUUACUCCGUGGGCCGGAGCUGACCCUUGAGGAGCCGGGCCCUUCCUCUUUCUCGCCCCCUCCCCCAUGGGGGGUGGGACCCACGCAGGCCUAAGCCCCGCCCCCAAGACCCCCGACCGCUUAAAAGGGCGUGCCCCUCCUUUCGGGAGCCCCCUGGGGACUUCAGCUGUUUCCCGCCGCUCCCUUCCCAAGUGUAACAAGUGUAACGGUAACCACUCCCAACCCCCACCCCCCACCCCCGGUUCAGGACCACUUUUUGUAAUACUUUUGUAAUCUAUUCCUGUAAAUAAGAGUUGCUUUGCCAGAGCAGGAGCCCCUCGGGCUGUAUUUAUCUCUGAGGCAUGGUGUGCAGUGCGACAGGGACUUUGUAUGUUUAUACGGCAGGCAGGCGAGCCGCGGGCGCUCGCUCAGGUGUUCGAAAUAAAGACGUUAAUUUAUAC